This is a messenger RNA of Acytostelium subglobosum LB1, 957 nucleotides long. RefSeq lists its product as hypothetical. The record is from RefSeq and is a predicted model, not a curated record. The transcript has a single exon. The coding region runs from base 1 to 957 and encodes 318 amino acids. NCBI's taxonomy places the organism in Eukaryota, Evosea, Eumycetozoa, Acytosteliales, Acytosteliaceae.
AUGAGUAACAAUAAUAGUAGUAGUAGUAGUGAAAUCAAUACAACAACGACUACAACAGCAGUUGGAGGUGGAGGUGGUACAUUUAAAAGAGUUAGCAUAAAGACUUCUGGUGAUCAAACACCGGUGUUACAACAGACGCCAGACACUGUAUCCACAAGUGGACAACAGACUGCAUCGUCAUCAACAAUGGGUGACAGUGGAUCCAACAAUAACAACAACAACAACAAUGAGAGAUCGGCCAGAAGAGUUACCUUUGGUGUGAACAGGAACUCAUUCGGCAAUGGAAAUGUCAGUGCACCAACAUCUCCAAAUGAGAAGACGAUGGCAACAGGCACAGGAACAAGCACAGAGGUUGAUAAUGGCAAUGUCAGUGCGCCAACAUCUCCAAAUGAGAAGUCGCCACCCACAGCCACAAGCAACAGUAGCAGCGAUGUAAAGGAUGAAUUGAGUGGCAUGGAAUCAUUCCCUAUGAGGUCAAGGUCGGCACGUGCCAAGACGAUGUUGCCCUCACAGAUGUUCUUUGGAAAGCCAAAGGCAUACAUUGCCAAGCCAUCACAGUCACGCGGUGGUGUGUUGGUUGGCAACAAGCUCAAAGGUGAUACAGAGCAACUGGUCGAUCUGAGUGAGAUAAAGGCUGCUGCGGCGGCAUCGCCAGAGGACCAGUUCGAGAAGAUAAACUUGGAUAGCAACAGUGCACCAUCAACUCCUGAGAAGGCCAAGGUGGAGCCAUCGCCACAGGCAUCGCCUCAGGCCAAGGAGGAUGAUGACGAUGACGACGAUGAGGACAUCAAGCCAACAGCCUCGUGGGCAUCCGUCAUGCAAAAGACAAAGAAUCAGAGGAGUAGCGUCAGGGGCUCAGGGAUGGGCUUUGGAGGCUUUGGUGGUGGCACGGGGUCGCCAACAAAGAACACUGCCACACCAAGCAACAACAACACUGGCGGUACACCUCACUGGUAG